AUGCAACAUGGGACAGAGCCAGGCAUGAAGGGAAUAUUUUGGCCUGCUGACCUCAGAUCUCAUGCCCCAUUAGAUGGUGGCACAGCCCAGUAUGGUUGGUCUUUCUCGAAGCCAACUCUCUCAUUUUCUUCUGGCAAGGACAGGGAAGAUGUGAUCGCAAGGUUGGCCCCAAGACGGCCGCCGCACUGCAACUACAAGCCACAUCCCGGGUUCCGAAGCCGCCUGCCGGAGGAUAUUCGGCCAAGCGGCCAGAGAGAAGUUGACAAUUUUCUUGCCUGGCUGGGUGUCGAUCAGCAGAUUCUCUCUAGAAUGGUCUUCUUGCUGCGCUACUUUUUUGUCAGAAACAUUGCGAAGAAGCUUGUGGGAGCUAUGACUGCCACAGAAGGACGCUUGCGUUGUGCUCUUGAUGCAUUGAGCCAUAUUACUGGUGGUAUGUUGGAGCACUAUGUCUUUUCGCUCUCCACCAUCCUUCCUGAUGAAAACAAUAGAUUUCUUGAGCAAAAGGAGCAGGAUUGGAUUAAGAGAGCAAUGGAAUCAGCAGAGCGAUGGGGUUUCAAGGAACCACCCACUAACGACACCCCAAAAUGGCGUGAGCUUUAUGAGGUGAGAAAUGGGAGUUUAUUGCCGGUGCACAGGUAA
Ostreobium quekettii is the source of this 639-nucleotide messenger RNA. The record is from the annotation of a GenBank genome assembly. NCBI's taxonomy places the organism in Eukaryota, Viridiplantae, Chlorophyta, Ulvophyceae, Bryopsidales, Ostreobiaceae.